UGCAUGUUCUCUCUGCCCCUACCUCUCUCUCUCAUCUCCCUCCCCCUUUUUGCACUCUGCGUUUCUCAUCAAUGGGUCUUAUUUGAAUAAUCUGUAAGCACUUGGAUUGGAGCCAAUCAGCUGUCAGAGACCCAUGAUAAAUCGCAAUGCAUUAUUGAUAAUCAUAAUUACUCUGACAUGCGCAUUUCUACUUGAAGGGCUAAUUUCCCAACUCUGAGAAUUUGUUGUAAAGAAGGGAAAAAAAUAUUGUUACUAUUUUGCUCCCGAUGGUGGUACCAUGUCGAGGCGCAAGCAAGCCAAGCCGCAACACAUCAACUCCGAGGAGACCGGUUCGGCGGAAAAUGGGGCUCUGCAUGAAGGCCCAACUGAAGACGAAGGGACUGAGGCGAAGAGAAAAAGGAUUGAAGAGACCUGUGUAUGUGACAAGUGCUGCGCGGAGUUCUUUGACCAGUCCGAGUUCCUGGAGCAUCAGAAAAAUUGCACUAAAAGCCAGCAGGUGGUCAUUAUGAAAGAUGGCGACGGAGGGGUAGUUCCCGACUUUUCACAAGGCUCACAUGAGAGUUUCCACACUGAAAACCCGGAAGGCCUGUCCCCUGGUGACCCACAGUUAAAAUCCCAACUUGGGGCAGCAGAGAGCAUGGAGGAAGAGACGGAAAUGAACCAUGAGGAGCCCCCAAAACGAGAGGCACCGGAAAACCCUUCUGUUUCCUAUUUGCCAGCCCCCAAAAUGCAAAACACUAAUGUUACAUUGGAGACUAUGCCCAGCACUAAAGUGGCUGUGACUCAGCAUUCAUCUGAUUUGCCUGGUAAAACCUCUCAGCCGCUAGCCAGCUUAAACGCCAUCCCUAUGAUUCUUGAGCAGCUGGUGAGUUUGCAGCAGCAGCAGCUUCAGCAAAUCCAGCUAACUGAGCAAAUUCGGAUCCAGGUGGCCAUGAUGGCUCCUCAUGGCCUUCCGUCUGCUGUUGGCGCGGCUGUAGACCCCUUGAAAGCCCUGGGAGCUCAUUUGUCGCAACAGCUUUCUGCUGCUGCUGCCUUGAUUGGGAAGAGAACUGGUUCACAAAGCCUUUCUAUUGAAAGCCUGAAGCAAGGAAAGCUACCUCAUUCCCACAACAUUCCUGCAUCUCUCUCAGGAAUUGGAGGAAUGGUGCCCCCUAAGCCAGAUGGUUCUAAGGGUCACCCCAAUUUAGUUUCCCGGCUUCCGACUCUGUUGCCUCAAUCUCCUGGAACCUUGGCUUUCCAGCACCCCUUCUCUGCCCUUUCAGCUGGUCUGGAUCCCCUGAAAAAAGGGAAAGGCAAGCCACCCAACAUUACCAUUGAACCAAAGACUGGGUCGGAGGAGCCUCUGUUUAAGCACAAGUGCAAGUUCUGUGGAAAAGUCUUUGGAAACGACAGCGCUCUUCAGAUCCAUUUGCGCUCUCACACUGGGGAAAGGCCUUACAAAUGCAAUAUAUGUGGAAACCGGUUUACAACCAAAGGAAAUCUCAAGGUGCAUUUCCAGAGGCACAAAGACAAGUAUCCACACAUCCGGAUGAACCCUCACCCUGUGCCAGAGCACCUUGACAACAUUCCCACCAGCAGUGGGAUUCCUUAUGGAAUGUCUAUGGUUCCAGAUGAGUCCAACUUUGUAGACAGCAAGCCGGUGCUAGGACUGGCCUCUGCCUCUGGUUUUCACCCACCUGUGCUGCAGAAUUUCAAACCUUCCCAGGACAGUAGCGAACAAUAUUCCCAGAGACCGUCGUCUUCAGGAAGCGACGGCACAUCCAUUUCCUCUAGCAUGUUCAACCAGGACACGGGUUCAGACCAGAACAUGGAAUCCCCAGAAGGCCUGGGCUGCCUGCCCCAUGUGAAUGGCACUGCUCCGAGUGAGCAGAGCUCCGGAACCGCAAAGCUUCAGCAGAUGGUGGAGAGCCUCGAGAAGAAGACCGAUGACCCAAAUGAGUGCGUAAUCUGCCACCGUGUGCUGAGCUGCCAGAGUUCGCUGAAAAUGCAUUACCGCACUCACACUGGGGAGAGGCCUUACAAGUGUAAAAUCUGUGGGCGGGCGUUUUCUACCAAGGGCAACCUGAAGGCCCAUUAUGGUGUCCACAGGGCUAACACACCUCUGAAGAUGCAACACUCGUGUCCCAUCUGCCAGAAGAAGUUCACCAAUGCUGUGGUUCUACAGCAGCACAUCCGCAUGCACAUGGGAGGCCAGAUUCCCAACACUCCACUGCCGGAUAAUUCUUUCGAAGGGUCUGAGAUGGACUCUCCCCUUCUAGACGACAAGGCUGUUGAACUGAACAGCUUUAACGAAGAGAGCCUGGAUGAGCCAGAGGUGGAGCAGGAGACGCAGGAAGCUGCCAGCGACGUCCCGAAAGCCCUGCCUCCCCCUCCUGCUGUGAAAGAAGAGCAAACUGACUCUCCACUGCCAUUGUUCUCCAGCAUUGCUGCUUUGGAGAAUCACAUGAAAAAUGUCGCCUCUUCUUUGAACUUGCAGCGGCAGACCAGCGUCAUCUCGGAAGGUGACGGUACACUAAGCGACUUGCCUGCCAUGCCCAGGGACCAGGAUUAUCAAAAUGGCAGGAGCCCAACUGUCUCGGAUUCCGUCUCUUUCCUGUCGGCAUCACCAGUGGACAGCCAGGUGGGAAGCAACCAGUCCAAGUCUCCAGACUCUGCUAUCCCCGAAGACGGCAGUAGGGUGGCAUCCAGAACAGAGUCCGAUAGUGGUUCUCUUGAUCCUGAACCCAAUGGUGCUCUGGAUCUGACGUCUGCCACUUUUGUUCCCAAAGCAAUCAAGGAAGAGCCUGGUCUGUCUAUUUCAAAUGGUGACUAUGGUGCUAGCCAUAUGCAGUUCAUGAGAGUUCCUCCGAGUCUCGUUAAACUGGAGAUGCAGAUUCCACCGGAGCGUGGUGUGGGCUGCCCGAGCCAGUUUGUCUCUCAGGUACCCAUGGGGUCAGGGCUGCACCUCCCUGGUUCUGCCCCUCCACGCCGCUCUGCCAAACAGCACCUGUGUAACACCUGUGGAAAGAACUUCUCCUCUGCCAGCGCCCUGCAAAUUCAUGAGCGUACUCACACUGGGGAGAAGCCGUUUGCUUGCACCAUCUGUGGGAGAGCCUUCACCACCAAGGGCAACCUUAAGGUCCAUGUUGGAACUCACAUGUGGAAUAACUCCGCCAGGCGGGGUAGGCGUCUGUCUCUGGAUAACCCCAUGGCGCUGAUGGGUCCAGGAGCCGAACCCAAAAUGGGGUCCGAGAUGGUACCUCCAACCAAAGAUUUGGCUCCUCCACCAAUCAACAUUGAUCCAUCUGUGUGGAACCAAUAUGCUGCUGUGUUUACAAAUGGGUUAGCGAUGAAAAACAAUGAGAUUUCCGUGAUCCAAAAUGGAGGCAUUCCACUGCCGGGUAGUCUUGCUGGGGGCCCCCUCGUCGGCUCAGGUGGUGGCUUGUUGAAGAUGGAUGGAACUCAGUCAGGCCUCCCAGCCACGGUAGCUGAAAUCAACAAGAAUGGAGCAGACAGUGUGCCGAAACAACACCAGUUUCCCCAUUUCAUGGAGGAAAGCAAAAUUGCAGUGAAUUAAAAUCGACCCAGACGAGGAGCAGAUAUUUUUAGUCACAGGUCUUUUUUUGCUGUUUCCUUUUUACGGAUAUGACGACAAAACCUCGUAUUUUCCUACUGAAGUGUAUAAAGGUUUUUAUGGUAGCUAUGUUUCUAUUGAACAUUUGCUCAUUAAUGAGUACAAUCACUUUUUGUUUUAUUUUUGCUUUGCGAAAUUUUGGGAUUUUUUUUUCUCCACUUGCUGAACAAAAAUUGCGGGUCCUGCAAGCCAUAUUUACCUUUUUUUAAAUAACUUGGAAGUGUACAGCCUUAAAAUAUUCCCUCCCUUUUCACCCAAAAUUUUGAACAGUUUACCUCUGUUAAGUCUUAGUGUUUGUGUAGAACUUGAAACAAACUACUGUAGAGAUCUUUUGAUUUAUAUUGUUUGUAUGUUUAAGAUAUGCGGGUAACUUUCAUAAGACUGCCAUCCUUUUAGACUUUCUGUCCCAGAUGUUGAAUGUAUUUCUUACUUGAAAAGUUUUUGACUUUACAAUAGGUCUCUCUACUUAAAAUGACCUGCAGUUUUUCAGUAAUUUCUGAAAGAUUUAGACUCUUAAUACCAUUAACUGGAUUUGUAAAUGUACAUUUUCUAAGAUCCAUUAUUGGAGGUGGAUUUGAACGUGUGUCUCGUCUUUGGGGAAAUAAGGCUUUUUUGUGAUUUCUUGGCUUUCUUACCUAUAAAGGGACACAAAGGAAAAUUCUGGAAGUCUUCAUUAUACCAGUUUUACAAAUGGCUUUGAAACUUGUCCCAAACCAUGUUCAUACAUUUGUGAAAAAGUGGUGAUUGCAUGUCAAAGGAGUAGGUAUUUGACCUGGUUGUGUCUUUGGCUUUGUUUUGGAAGAUGUGUGUAGUGAAACUGUUUAAAAUGUCUGGGUAUUUUUUUCAAAAUUGCUGAUAAAAUGGGCUAGUUGAUGUUAUACUAGAUCUGAGAGCCAAUUCUAACUUCAAGUGCCUGACCUUAACUCUAAAUUGAGAGUACUGAACAAAAGUCAUACAAUUUUACCCUUGCAGUUUUCUGUACUUUCGAAGAUGGUAUGUAUACGUAGAUACCUAGUUUAUGAGAGGUGUGGGAUUAGUGGCAUUUUUCCCCAUCUGGUUUUUAGGCAAAGCAGUCCUAGGCUGGAGAAUUUGAGAAGAAAGAAAUAAAUAUGUAUUUGUUCUGAAAUAUUUAAAGACCUCCAGAAUUGUCUUGUUUCUAAAUGUUUCCUUUUCCUUUCUGUCCUUCUAUUUCUGAUCUGAAGCCUUUUGGAUUAGCCUAAAAGCCGUUGCAACACUGACUACUUACAUCCCUCCUUGCACUUUAAAUUUGCUUGCUUUUUAUGCAUCUUCUGCUGAGGUUUCAGAGUUUUUUUUUUUUAAUUCCAGUGAUUCCUCUGUUCUAUAUCACACAAAGCAGAUUUCACUGGAGUGGAGAGGUAACUUGCAAUUCAAUGGGGAGAAUGGAUUUCUUGAAUUUGCCAUGGUGAGGGUCUGUUUGGAUUACAAUAAUUCCUCUUUGCCCUUAAGGCAAAUGGUGAAGAGUAUACAUUUACCAUUUGUUCAGAAAGCUUCUCUUGAUAAACACUAUUUCUCUUGAAAUGCUUGCAUGAACUCCCCUCCCCCCCAUCUUUCAAGGAGGAGCAAUAAAGGCGAAUUCAUGCAGUUUGUUGUUCACUACAAAUGAAUCGUCCCAACUUUUUUGUUUCCCUCCACAUUAGAAACUUUUAGAAAUCCUUUUCCUCUUAAAUGAAACCAAACCCGUUAUAAAGGACUUUGUAAAUAAGUGCUUUUUCAAGAGGCCAAUUCUUCAAAAAGGAAAAAAAAAGUGGAAUGCCCCUUCAACAAAAGAAUAGAAACUGAAUCCCUGGUCUUCAGAGAGCCCGAAUACACCAGUCUGUUUUAUUCCUUUUCUUUAAGGAGACCACUGUGUACUCCAUGGGAUUCUGGGGCCAUGCUGAAUAUUCUUCUACCUCAUUUCUGAAUAUUGUUUUUUUAUUAUUAUUUUUGGAGUAGUUUUGUUUAUAACUUGUAUAUUGAGCUUUUUUUUUUUUAGAGUGGAUGCUCUGUAUUGUCUUAAUGUAUAGGUAUAAUGUAUUUUCUUGAACUGCUUUUGUGGUCUCUCCCUUUUACAAGUCGUUCUCACAACCUGCUGAUAUUUUGUAUUGAAUGUAUUGCCAGAUACUUUGCACGUCUCUUGCUCGGAACAAAUCUGCAUUGUGUGCAUUUAAUUCCCUUCCUCUGUAGGAAGCUUCACCCCAAGAAAACAAAACUAAGUUCAGUGUUACUGCAUCUUGCCUCCUUAUAUAUAUAUAUUUGCCACAUUGUGCCUUUUUAAAAACCUGUGCAGAAAGCUCAUUGACAGGAGGUGUCAUUCUUUUACAUUAAAAUGUUGAUGUCCUGAAAUGGAUCUUCUGUUACUUUUUUAUGAACUGGGGCCAGUUUUGGCAUGUUUACAGUGUGGACUUCGUACAUGUGGGCUGCGAAGGCUUUGUUUCUCUUUUUGAGUGUCUGCAUACUGUUACUUUUCUGGUAUUUUUUCAACAAUAAAAACAGGAUGGCUUUUCCAAAUCCUA
This is a messenger RNA of Lepisosteus oculatus (spotted gar), 6126 nucleotides long. It is a transcript of the gene sall4, whose product is annotated as spalt-like transcription factor 4. NCBI's taxonomy places the organism in Eukaryota, Metazoa, Chordata, Actinopteri, Semionotiformes, Lepisosteidae. Gene Ontology annotation, molecular function: RNA polymerase II cis-regulatory region sequence-specific DNA binding; DNA-binding transcription factor activity, RNA polymerase II-specific. The record is from RefSeq and is a predicted model, not a curated record. Gene Ontology annotation, biological process: regulation of transcription by RNA polymerase II. Gene Ontology annotation, cellular component: nucleus.